Paramuricea clavata is the source of this 5207-nucleotide messenger RNA. The record is from the annotation of a GenBank genome assembly. Lineage: Eukaryota; Metazoa; Cnidaria; Anthozoa; Malacalcyonacea; Plexauridae.
AUGGCAACUGUGGAUGAAUGCUUCCUUCAAUGCUAUGAAAAUUGUUUCUGUAUGGCAUUUCAAAUGUGUCCAAAUGCACAAUGUAAACUGUUGUCAUCCAAUCAAUUCCAAUUUCCAUCAGCAUUGGUUACAACGGAAGGAUGUUCUUAUUACGACAUUCUUCCUGAUCUUCAACAGGUAAUUAAGCACGGUUGAUGGCACAAGAAUUAGGAUUAGGGUAAUAAUGGCAUAGAUAUACAGGGUGUUCCAAAAAUCCCUAAAACUAUUGAAAUAAAGGUAUUGUUAUAAUUUGGCAAUAGUGCCCUAGCACUAAGGGACCGGUCAUAAAGUACGGGGUGUGCUGGAAAAAACACUGGGGUGGGUCAUCGAAUUUUGACCAUCUAAAAGGGGGUGGGUCAUUGAAAAUUUAACAACAGUUUCGGGGUGGGUCAUAGUAAAAUGCGCUUGAUUUAUGUAAUGUUUAAUAAACGAGUAGGAGUGUUUUAUCACAUAUAAAACACGACGCGUAGCGGAGUGUUUUAUAUGUGAUAAAACACGAACUACGAGUUUAUUAAACAGCUUCAAAAACGUCUCAGUUAGAUCACGGCAUUGGCGAAAUAAUAAGCGUGUUUUAUCACAUAUAAAGACACGCCACGCUUAUGAUUUCUCUUUGUGUUUUCCUCAUGAAUUCAAUUAAUGAGUUUUUGAAAUAGGUUUCAAAAUGUAGAGAACAUUAUUAAAUAUUAUCUUUUAUUUUUACAAAACAUGGCUGGAAAAAUGUCAAUGAAGAAAUACAAUAUGUAUUGAAUAUUGACUUAUUAAGAAAUUAAAAUAUCUUUGUUAAGCGCACGAUUUUCUGCUCUUGGGAAUUUAAAGCAGCUUCUUAAUAAACAGAUUAAUUCUAAAUGCAUAUAAUUUACUUAUGCCAAGCUUUUAUGCAGUUGUGGGUUCAGCAGAAUGCUGAGACAUUUAAAUUCUAACACUACGUUAUUUCAAUAGUUUUGUUUUUUUGGGACCCUGUACAGGGUGUCCCCCCAAAACGUUCCCCUAUAGAAAUCACUCUUUUGUUGUCGAACGUGCGCUGUUAUACCUGUGGGAAUUUAAAAUAGCUUCUAAAACUUCAUUGAGAUUCUCGGGAAAACAAAACUAACUAUUUCCCUCGGGUGCAGACAUUAAGUGUAUAAUAUAAGUGUGAUAUAACAGACGAUUUGAUUGGCUAAUGCGCGUGCAUUGUGACGCAAUAAUGCACUGUGAUCUGUGGCUGCUUUCAGCCUUUCAGCACAGAGUAGAUAAGACAUACAGAGACGUAACUGACCGUUGUAAACACUGCGGAAGAUUACGUUAUCAUGUACCCACUUUUUUUCAGGCGACCGGGCGAAAAAUGAUCAACUGCGCGUGCUCAGUAAGUUUAAAGUGAGUCGUCAUCAGGUCGUCAUCCAAUCAGAUGCAUGCAUCUAGUAACUUGCCGAGCAUGCGCACAAAAAAAGUGGGUACACUAGUUACGUCUCUGUAUGUCUCUACUCUGUGCUUUAAGUGCUUUGCUCUUUCUCUGUUUUUCCCCUCUUCAUCACUGCUUUUUAGUCACAAAUAUACACAAAUUUAUAGAGCUUUUAAAAUACAAAAUUUACCAGAUAGCAACAAGGAAUAAACCAAACGAACAAAGCAAUUUUCUAUAGUUCUACGUAUAAAAUUAACCGGCUUGGUAUUCGUCGAAUUUGUUGCUGCCUCGACAAGUUUUGGGUAAAAAGCGUACAAAGUAGUCGAGAAAAAAACUUGAAAAAGAUACAGCUGGAAGACCAAAUACAUACAAAAAGACAAGUGAUUUAGAAAGUACCUUCAAUUCUUCUGAUAAUAACUGCUAGAUAUAUUUUCGGUGAAACACAAAAAAAUACAAUAUAAAUUUCGAAAAUUAAAACUGAGUACUAGUAAUAAACACGACGAAACCUACGAUUUACCGUCUUUCAUGGCAAAUCCAGCAGCCUAGAUGCUGAAAAACUUUGGCAAAUUAGUUUGUGUGUCAUUGCUUUUUUAUUUACACAAUUUUAAACAAUUUUCCCGGCUUGAUAGCAUCAAAAGUUUGUAUAUUGUUUUGACAAUUUUUCUCCUUCGCUCGCUUAAAAAUUCAAGCGAGUAAGCGACAGUAAAAGGCUAAAAGCACACUCACUUGUCAAAAUACAUACACGCUUCUCUCGUAUUCUCCCAACAUUCCCCGCGUGCAUUAUCACACCAUAAACGCACGCGACUCGUUUUCUAUUUCUUAAAUAACGCACAAGAGUGAUUUCUAAAAGGGGACUUUUUUAGACACAGGAUGUCUCAAAAAAAGUAUACCCUUUGAAAUCAAGCCUUUGUUGGAAUUUAAAUGCCUUAUUACUGUGCUGAAACCACGGGUGCGUAAAAAAGUAUACAUAGUCUUAUUUAGUACAAUUGAGAUUUUAUAAAUAAGCCUUAUAUUCAGGUUAAGUACAAGAUUUUCUACACCUGGGAAUUUAUAAUACACAAAAACUGUCAAAUAUUAAGGUAACCUGAGUAUCAGGCCCUCGGUAUUGAAGAGAGCCUGACACAAUUCACCUCUACGGGCUUUCCACCCCCAGAAUAUCAGCCAAUUAAAAUUAUUUCCGGUUGUAGCAUAUUUCCGGUUGUCCGCUACAGGUAUGUAAAUACGCAAAUUUCGUUAUUUGCAGUUUUGUAUAUAAAAUUUGAAUAAAUACGGAGAAAAAUCGGUAUGUUUUUGUCGAAAUAUCCAUAUGAUGGAAUUCUAGGCGUAAACUAUGCCUCAUUCGCGGAACCAUAGCUCGAUGGCUUUUUCCAGGAGUCUAAAGAGACAACAUUCGGCGCUCUGAAUAUAUGUUAAUAGUUUAUUCGAGACAGCUAUUCGCUUCAACUGCGUCUGACACAUGUACAGCGGCUAUUGUCUUCAAUUUCUGCCUGAUGUUGGCAUAUUAGUUCAAGCGAGCUGACUACUAUAUCCUUGCAAAAAAAAAAUUUGCUUGAAAAAAAAAACAAAAAAAAAACAACAAAAAAACCCACAUUUGCUUGCAAAAGAUAACAUUUAGUAUAACCAACUAAACUUUGUAUAUAGUCUUUGAUAAUUGUUUAAACUUAUAUUUGUAACCUUAAUUAUUACUGCAUGCAUGUAACUGUAAAUAAUUUCUGAAAAACCCUUUUAGGGAGAAAUUUAUUAAAUAUCUAUCUUGCAGGUCUUGGAAAACAGCUCGGCAAUAAACUGAUAAAUAAGGCUUCAACUUUUGGAACUAAAUAUUUGAAAAUUUCCGACAUCCACAUAUUUUCGUUCUACGGCGACUAUUACGGCGAGAUAUUUAGACACGCUUUCUACUAUGACUAUGUAGUUUUAGUUUUAUACCGAGUAAAAUGUUGCUGCAAAAGCGUUUUCAACGUCUUUUCGUAUUCGCCUUGGCGGCUCGUGCAAUUUUGGCACAUUUUUCAAAUAUCACUCGUAGUGUUAAUCAUUAAUUGCACUCCUUCCCGUGUGAUUACCUAUACAAAUUAUACGCUCAAAGUACAAUCAUAUAUUAACUCAAAGUUCAUGCAUAAAAUUCGAUUCAAUUGUGUUUACGCACGCCGUGGUUUCAACAUUGUAACAGUGAAUUCUAAUUCCAACAAAGGGUUGAUUUCAAAGGGUAUACUUUUUUUGAGACACCCUGUACUGGGUGUAUAAAAAAAACGCAACCUCGGAAUUUCCCAAGAUUUUAGGUGCCUGGGAAUUUAAAAUAGCACAACUGUCAAAAUUACUGCACACGCGAGUGCAUAAAGCAAAAUUUAUGCAUUUAUUUAUUAAAUGACACUUAAUAAGUUUUUAUUUUACAAGUACAGUACAACAACAUUAAUAUGAUCUAUUAGCAAUUCGGUUUCAAUUCCCAGGGUUCUAAAAUCGUUUAUGUUUAAGAAUUGCAAAGUCGAUUUCCUAGGAAAUUCCGAGGUUGCGUUUUUUUAUACAGCCUGCAUAGGUACGGGAUUAGGGACUUGACAGGAUUGAACUGGCUUACUAACGGAAAACAGGGCCUGGCUGCUACCCUGAUUAACUACAGGUUGGCGCUAACCUCAACUCGGUCAUAUGUUGGGUGGAAAGCUUUUCCGGUGUCUGGCGAGUUUUAGUUGAUGGCGGAUGACAGUGGCGUAGCCAGCUCGAUAAGUGGGGGGGGGGGGAGAAUAUUCAUAUAUUUGUAAUUACAGACCGUAAAAACAAUCAAUUCCAAAAGAAAUUAAUAAAUAAAUGCAGAACACGAAUAUAUGAAUAUGUCCCCCCUCCCACUUAUCGAGCUGGCUACGCCACUGCCGCCGGAUGGACAGAGUGAAGGCUACAUGAUCUACCUGAUCCAGGAAAACCGGUAUUGAGCCACCCAGAAUAGCAUCAUCUAAUCUAGAAUUUUCUCCUUCAGAUCGAAAAGGUGACUGCUACUGGUUGUAACCAAGUAUCUGCCUGUCAAUUUCAUGAUCAUCUGUGUCAAAAUAACGGAAGCUAUGUUCCACUCACACCUACAGAUUAUACAACACCUCGUUACAAAUGCCAGUGUUUAACAGGUUAUACAGGACGCCUUUGUCAACAUGCAAUAAAAUCUUGUCGUGCUUACAGUAACGGUUCCCGAGUCCCUGGAAAUUACCAGGUGUUGGAUGAUAACAUGAAACCCUAUGAAGUGUUCUGCGAUUUUGAUUUAAAAUUCAGCAAGGUAUGGACACUCGUUAGUUCAUAUCAACUUCAAAAUAAGGAUAAUUUUGAUGAAGCCUAUUCUAAAGAUUGGCCUGUAAACGAAGACACGCCUCGCUGGGAUGAAUAUCGUCUUUCGAAACCCAGAAUGCAAUCUGUUCAAAACGAUUCCAGCAAAUUUCGUGUGACAUGCAAGUAUGAUACCGAUGGCCUAAACUACACUGAUUAUCUUGAAGCAAGAAAUGAACACAUUGAUGUCCUGAAUUUCGAAUAUAGCCACACGCGCAGUCCCGUCGUUUGCUCUUUAGUAAACUAUGUAAGUAUUCGAGGAGAUGAUUGCGCGUUCUGUACAAUGAUUUUAUUCCAAGUUCGAGACCAGUACACAUUUCACACGGACUCUGCUAGAAUAGGCACUGCCUGUGACUUUGAAUCAACUGGUGCAAAAAAGUGUGGAGGUCCCGGAGAAGAUAAUUUUGGUCACUAUGAUUGUGUCAAUCCAGCCCACCGUUGUUCAUCGUCUGCGGAUGCCACGACACAAUUAUGGUUUGGAACCGACUGGUUGUAA